AUGAGCCCACAUGAGAUCUCCACACCAGGCACACGAAAGAGAGGGGAGGGCCUGCACGUCGGCAACGUCAAGGAGCUCUUUGCCGACGGCCGCGCCCUGCCCAUCCUCGUCAACGCCAUCCAGCCUGGCUCGGUGGACGUGAAGGCCCUUGACGUCAAGCGGCCCGUCGAAAACAACAAACUCGCACUGCGCGUCGCUACCGAGAAAUUGGCGGUGCCGGCGCUGAUCGAGGGCGACGACCUUGCGAAUGGAGCCGACGUGGACGGUCUGUCGCUCAUCCUCUACCUGAGCUACCUCAAGCAGGCCGAUGCGGGCAAGGCGCAGGCGAAGGAGGCCGUCGUCGAGGCCGAGAAGAAGCAGCCCAAGGACGACAGCAAACAGGGAGAGGGCAGGAAUGCGCAGAAUGCGACGGAUGCAGAGGUGGAGGCCAAGCAGGAGGUGGAAAAGAGCGAAGCAAAGGAAGACAGCGAAAGCUAUGCGAAGAUCCACGAGCAGCCGCGGAAGAACGAAGCGGAAAAGAGCGUAGCCGAGACGAAGGUCGAGACUCGCGCGAACGAAGUUGCGGUAGCGGAGAGGAAAGAGGGACAGACGGCUGCUAUCGAGGCUCAUGCGGCACCCAGUGCCGAGAGCGAGCCUGCGGCCAAACGACCACCCGCCAGCGCGGCCGCGCCAUCCGCCGAUUCGGCCGUUGCUGCGGCCCUUGCGGUGAGCGAGAAGAGCGAAGACCGUGGGCUCCAAGCCCAGACUCCAGCCAAGGACGUGGCCUCGCCCGCGGCGCCUGUGGCGGCGGAAGCUAAGGCGCUUUCGCUCGACGCGGUCAAGCCCUCGCCGGCGGUGGACGCCAAGACCGUGCCAGACGUGGCCACGACGGUCGCGCCCAAUGGGGCGGCGGAGGAUACUGUGAAGGAGGCGGCGGUGACGGCGCAGGCCAAGAACGAAGGCGGAGAGGCGGCCAAACCGGAGGAGGAGGAGAGCGAAGGAAGCAAGAAAAAGAAGAAGGAGAAGAAGGAGAAGUCGGGCAAGAAGAAGACGAAGAAGACGAAGAAGAGCAAGGAUCCCGCCAACGGAGAGGAGAACAACGAUGGCGACGGCGGUGACAAGAAGUCGAAGAAAAAGAAGAAGCUGAAGAAGAAGACGUCGUCGCUGGCAGCCAAGAAGACCGACGAGGCCGUUGAGCAGACCACAUCGCCGGCUCCCGAGGCCACUGUCGCAGAGGCGCCCGCGACCAGCCCGAGCCCUAAGGAGGCCGAGGCGCCGCCCGCCAAGAAGGUGCUCGCGCCCCUGCCCCACUCUCGCCUUCCAGCCCGCGCGGGCGAGGACCUGUCCUACCUGGUCGGGGGUUCGGCGCCGACCAAGAAGGCAGCCAGUCUUCAGCUGGCCGCCAUCCCCGAGCGAAAGAAGCCCGCGCCGCCGGCCACCGUCUCCGCCGAUGUCGAUCCCGUGAGCGCCUUCUGGUACUCGUGA
Messenger RNA from Acanthamoeba castellanii str. Neff, 1464 nucleotides. RefSeq names its product calponin domain containing protein. NCBI's taxonomy places the organism in Eukaryota, Discosea, Longamoebia, Acanthamoebidae. Bases 1 to 1464 code for a protein of 487 amino acids. The record is from RefSeq and is a predicted model, not a curated record. The transcript is spliced from 5 exons. Gene Ontology annotation, molecular function: protein binding.